Messenger RNA from Alternaria rosae, 738 nucleotides. RefSeq lists its product as uncharacterized. NCBI's taxonomy places the organism in Eukaryota, Fungi, Ascomycota, Dothideomycetes, Pleosporales, Pleosporaceae. The coding region runs from base 1 to 738 and encodes 245 amino acids. The record is from RefSeq and is a predicted model, not a curated record. The transcript has 2 exons.
AUGUCCCCUCUUACCCAUGAACGGCGCCAACAAUGUAGCACGUCUUGGAGCUACCCGUAUACAGGCAGGAUAGCUCCCAGCAGCUACAAGGCCUUCAACCUCGGUAGCUGCACUGCACAACUCACCUUCAACAAAGACCAAUACGUAGGAGUGCAAUGGGCAUUCGAAGCCACAUACGCGGACGGCAGCCGUGCCGAACUCAAGCCUUUCCGCGACUUCGACAGCUUCGGUGUCAGCGAUACCUUCUACCCCUACCUUGGCAACAACUUCCUCACCAAGUACCCUGGAAACUCGGCAUUCACUGCUGUGCAUGAGUUCAGCAGUGUAUGCAAGAACGGCCAGGCACCUGUCUCAUGGCGGUUCUACACCACCUCAGGAACGUCCAAUGGAUGCUACACCACGGGGCAGAUACGCGCUGUUGGUAGUGUUUCGCGUCCAGCCAAGGUUGCGGGGGUAUUACUGCGUAGAAGCAACGAUGCCGGUGACUUUGAGGUCAGCUGGUCGCCGGUUUCCAGCGCGACGGCGUAUUCCGUUAUUGUUGAGUACCCGACUGGUACGGAUGAAGUUGGUAAUCCCUAUACAAACGUGAGGGGUCAACGCGUACAGGGAACUUCUACUCAAGUUGCGACUACCACGCGUAGACAGGAUGUAGCGAGGAAGGCGAUUGUUCAUGCUGUUAACUCACAGGGCGUGUGGUCGUUUACGAGCGAUGUGCAGCCAGUGGUAGCAGACUGGUAG